AUGUUUAUCCACAGUAUAUUCAUCAUCAAACCGGCCGACCAGAAUAUUCUCUACAGCCGACACUUUGUGGCGGAGGCCAACAGCGAGGAGGCGGACGAGUGGCAGGAAGCCCUCUACAACGCCACGGCCGUCACAUGGACCCAGCUCAAGCCCGAGGAGCACCUCAUUGCCGUCGUCCACAACAAGUUAGUGGUGUAUACGCUCGUGGGCGAGGUCCUCAUAUUCGUCGCCGGCCAGGAGAACAACGCUGACGAACUCGGCCUGUCGGAUGUGCUGCAGGCGAUUGUGAACGUGUUGAACGAGCUGGGCAAGAAGAAGGGCAAGCUGGUCACCGAGGAAGGCAUCCUCUCGCAGUACGCCAAGGUGUGCAUGUCCCUCAAUUCCAUCGUCCAAGCCAAUGGAGUGGUGAACCUGCUGGAUGUGGAGGAGAUCCGAGGGACGGUCAACCUGAAGCCCGAGGAGGUGCGCGCCAAGAAGCUGCAGCGGGAGCAGAAGGAGCUCAAAAAGCUGCCCAGGCCGCCGCCUCCGGCCUUCCCGCUACUCGACUGCUUCGAGAAGCAGAACGCCGCAGCCGCCGCGGCCAAGUCCCAGCCCGAGCCCUGA
Messenger RNA from Acanthamoeba castellanii str. Neff, 603 nucleotides. Its product is annotated as Longinlike, putative. Gene Ontology annotation, biological process: retrograde vesicle-mediated transport, Golgi to endoplasmic reticulum; intracellular protein transport; intra-Golgi vesicle-mediated transport. Lineage: Eukaryota; Discosea; Longamoebia; Acanthamoebidae. Bases 1 to 603 code for a protein of 200 amino acids. The record is from RefSeq and is a predicted model, not a curated record. Gene Ontology annotation, cellular component: COPI vesicle coat. The transcript is spliced from 5 exons.